GUUCUAUUUCUUUAUCAUUUCUUGUGAUGGAUCUUCAUGCCUACAGCCUACUGCAUGUACAAUCAAUUUAUUUUCUAUUUUAUGGUGUCCAGUAGUAUGCCUAAAUGUUAAUACCUUGCUUUCCGUAGAGGAUUUGAAUAACGAAGGAGUGAAUUUAGAAAGUUUGAGAGUGAAAAUAUGUCAGGUCACACAUAUUGUGUGCAACAGCGGUUACUUGCACAUUGUUUUCCGGUUACUACAAGGUUCUUUUAUGAAUGUUCCCUUUGCUCACAUUGGAUAUUCCAGAUAUAAAUUAUUAAUGUACUUUUCAUCGCGAAGAUUCUAUGAGUCAAGAUGCACUGUUAUCUUAAUACUAUUCUUGCACAUUGAGUAUGUUUUCUCCGUACAAGGGAUAUUGGUAUUUUAAAAAUAAACCAUUUUAAUGGCAUCCUUCAAACUUAUUAUCAUUGACAGAUGGUGUACUAAAGUUCCCCUUCACUGAAAAAUGUACUCUGAAGUAUGCUUUCUUGAUAAUGUGACUCUUAGGUUUCGCUGCAAUUUAAGUUAUUUUUGUAUGCUUGACAAUGUUACUCUUAGAUUUCGUUUCAAUAAAAGUUUGUUCGACAUGAACUUGAUUUGAUUGAUGAAAUGCCAAUGGUGGUGAUGUAGAAAUAUGAUGUCAGUGUUCACCAUUCCUGUUCCUGGGCAAUUAUGUUCUAAGGAGGUAGCUGAAAACUACUGCAUGUACCAUACACAUGGUGCAUCAGUGUCACAGAUGAGAUAACAGAGGACAUUGCUGCCGACCCCACCCUGCCUUGUAGCAAAGUAUGUAAGUUGUGCGAUCUAUAUCUAUGCGCGAAGCUACACUUCUAGGUGAGGAUCAUCUUCAGAAAUACCCUUCAAAACAUCCAAAUCAGUCCUGAUGAGCAUGACCGUUGGAGCUACACUUUGGGGAGCGGAUCAUUUAUCCUCUGCGAGCAGCUAGGGCGUACGCAGUUCGAGUCGGUCAAGGCCGACAACGACUGUGCCCAGGGAGAUCCAGAAGGGCAGUUGAACCGCCGGAAUUGAAAGAACAUGAGGAGCAUCCUGCCGUUGGACUAUCAGUUUCGUGAUUACAUGCAUCUUGAAGCUGCACCGUGGGCCCUCUAGAACUAUCAAUUUCGUGAUUACAUGCAUCUUGAAGCUGCACCGUGGGACUUAACAGUACUAGUUGAGAACAAAUCACGCAUUUUUCUUGCACGUGCACCUUCAGGUUACAGAUACAAGGGCGAGUGGCUGAAUAGUGUUCAAGCAGAACCUGAUGUUAUCUCAAUGUCUUUUGUACCUAUUACUUCACUAUUGAAUGGAUUUCUUGAAAGUGGAUCUCCGAAUCAUGCAAUCAAUUUGUACCUUCGAUUGUAUAAAUCAUUCCCAGUCAAGGACCUUCACCGAUGGUUGGAGCACCAGGCACUCAAAGUCGACCAAGCUUAGGUGUCGGACCAUCUCCUAGCUCAGGUGUCAACCGAGUAGCAAUCACUGCCGCAUGCCCGCUGGGGCUUUCUGUCUGCACCGUUUUGCUGCUCUAAUCGGCUCUGGUCUUUUGGGAAUUGGGAGAAUGGCUGGGUGCGGAGCUAGCGAUCGCUACGUCAGUGUGACAUCGACCACGAUGAAGGUGACCAGUGAGGGGCCAGAGGCAAGUCGAUGCUGCUCCUUCAUCUCAUCCUCUGGUGGCACGGCGAGUCUGUUAAUACGGCGGCAGUAUCGCACGCAUUGCUCGGUGUGGCUAGAGUAGAGGACGGGCAGCCAAACCAAGAUUUGUUGGAAAUAGUGCUGCAGUGUCCAUGGCCUCAGAACAAGGGAAAGAAGAUAUGUGAAAAUGAUGAAGUUGAUUCAGGCAAAUGGACAGAGCUCCCUGAUGAAGCCAAGGAGCUGGACAAAAAACUUUGCCAGAUAACAAAGGACAAGAAUGAGGCUUUGCGUGGCCAAGAUUUUGAGAAGGCUGGGAAAUUAAGAGAUGAGGAGAUGGAGAUGAAGGCUCAAGUAGCUACCAGUAUUGACAAGAGCAAGGAAAUGAUUAAAUCUGUAAACAAAAUAAGGUGUUCAAGGAAUAAUUUCCAGUUAGAUGCUUCGAUUUGGGUCACUCCUGGUUAG
Messenger RNA from Lolium rigidum, 2109 nucleotides. RefSeq lists its product as uncharacterized. The transcript is spliced from 9 exons. The record is from RefSeq and is a predicted model, not a curated record. Gene Ontology annotation, molecular function: protein binding. The coding region runs from base 1660 to 2109 and encodes 149 amino acids. NCBI's taxonomy places the organism in Eukaryota, Viridiplantae, Streptophyta, Magnoliopsida, Poales, Poaceae.